Messenger RNA from Lycium barbarum (goji berry), 962 nucleotides. Its product is annotated as putative F-box protein At3g16210. The transcript is spliced from 2 exons. Bases 248 to 763 code for a protein of 171 amino acids. The record is from RefSeq and is a predicted model, not a curated record. NCBI's taxonomy places the organism in Eukaryota, Viridiplantae, Streptophyta, Magnoliopsida, Solanales, Solanaceae.
ACACCUCAUAAUCCGCCAUUGAAGGCUGUGAAAUACGGAAAAACAAGUACUACUUCUUCCUCACAAAGAGAAACAAACCUCGUUGAUCUGCCAAUCGACAUUAUAAUCAAUAUCCUCAACAGAUUUCCACUAAAAUCUCUCUUUCAAUUCCAUUUCGUCUGCAGAAUGUGGCGUGCGUUGUUAUACACACCUAAAAUCGUUUGUUAAUUAUGUGAACCAACUUUUUGAUAAAAAAUACACACUGCAGAUGAAAAGUGAUGUUUCAUGCCAAAGUGAUGUGGUUUGGAAAUUUAAGAUUCCAAUUGAAUUGCAAUCUCUAGAUUUCAUGCUAUUGGAACCUGUUAAUGGAAUACUCUGCAUUUGUGGACCUUUAAAGUCCCAUGUUUCUUAUGCGUACUUGUGGAACCCUUUAACUAAUGAAUUCAAAGCUUUGCCUAGACCAAUUGUUCAUAUGGGAUAUGUUGCUGAUAACUUUGGCUUUGGCUUUGUUCCUAAUAGCAAUGAUUACAAAGUAGUGAGGGUGCUUCAACAUGAGAGAAAACACGAUGCGUGGAUUGAAAUUUACUCUUUGAAUUGCAAUUCUUGGAGACGUGUUAGGGACUCGUGCUCGAGUAGUGAAAUCACUGGAAAUGAGAGUGAAGGGAGUCUCAAUCGCUAUGUCGGGAGUUUUUCGGUGUUUAGGGACUUGAGACAUUUUCCAGGUGAUGGUGAUUUAACUGUUGAUCUGGAGAAAGAAGUGAUUACUGAGGUGGAUUAUAAAUAGAAGCGUUGUAAAGCAGUCACUUGGAAGAAUGAAAGAAAUGCUAUAUAUUUGAAAUUUCCUGAAGAUGAUCUGGUUCUAUGCGACAACGAUGACGGACGGAGAUAUUCAUCAAGAUUCGAUUUCACUGGGAGCCUUGUUUCACUCGACAGAGAUCACGUCAAUCUUGGCUAAUAGGUGUGAAUCCUUUUGAAUCUUCUCA